Molecule: messenger RNA, 1734 nt
Organism: Coprinopsis cinerea okayama7#130
Lineage: Eukaryota; Fungi; Basidiomycota; Agaricomycetes; Agaricales; Psathyrellaceae
Exons: 11
Coding region: 1-1734 (577 amino acids)
Molecular function (GO): oxidoreductase activity, acting on CH-OH group of donors; flavin adenine dinucleotide binding
Source: RefSeq, a predicted model, not a curated record
AUGGCCCUCCUUUCAUUUAUUGUGAUCUCCCUCGGGAUACUGAUUGCGUCGACACAGGCCAGAGUAUAUCAAGGUAUCGAUGAAUUACCUGCCACGUCGCGCUUUGACUUCAUCAUCGCUGGAGGCGGCAACGCGGGCUCUGUCUUAGCUGGCCGGCUAACUGAAGACCCAAAAUUCACUGUCCUCCUUGUCGAGGCUGGGGAAGACAACGAUGGCGUUUUGCCGAUUCGUGUCCCGGGAGGGCGCAUACCACUAUCGUAUACCUGGAAUUACACCGUCACGCCACAGAUUGGCCUCAACAAUCGAACAUUUUAUUUCAUGAGAGGCAGGGUCCUUGGUGGAAGCUCCUCUAUCAACGGCAUGAUUUACACUCGUGGCGCGGCUGACGAUUACGACUUAUGGGCCAGAGUCACGGGAGACCGUGGCUGGAGCUGGAAGAGUCUCUUCCCGUAUGCGCUCAAGCACGAAGAGUUCACAGGCGGUGUCGGUGGCCGUGAUGUGACGGGCCAGUACGACCCUCGUGCUCAUGGGACCAAGGGCCCAGUCAAAGUCGGAUUGCCUUGGCGUGAACCGAUUGAGUUUGACAAUGUCUGUGUCGAAGCAGCGAAAUCCAGCCGCGAGUUCGGGUUCAACUUAGAUGUCAAUGAUGGUGGAGUACUGGGCCUUACCUGGAUCCACAAUACCUUCGGCGGAGGUGAACGAAGCAGCUCCGCCACUGCCUAUUUAACUAAAGAAGUUCGCGCUCGACCAAAUCUCAGCAUUCUAGUGAACACAUAUGUCACUCGUGUCCUUCCUACGGGCGACGACCUCGAUUUCAGAACGAUCGAAUUAGUCCCCGUCUCCGGAGGUAAUACCACCACGCUUACAGCAAAGAAAGAGGUCAUCCUGUCCGGCGGUACCGUUGGCUCUGCCCAUAUCCUUUUGAAUUCCGGUAUAGGUGACAGGGAGCACCUUUCUGAAGUCGGUGUUGAAACGAUCCAUCACCUCCCCGACGUUGGAAAAGGCUUGACUGACCAUGGUGUCACGCCUUUCAUGGCGCCGUCUAAUUUCCCCGUCGAACCGCCGCCUUUCGACUACGAGGAGGCCCUCCAGGAAUGGCAGCAGAACAAGACUGGCCCUCUCAGCGAGAGUGGGUUCCAGAAUCUAAUUCUCUGGUCUCGCAUCCCGCGCCGGUCACCUCUCUUCAAGAAAUACGAGGAUCCAGAAUCUGGUCCUGGCGCACCCCAUAUCGAGUACGCUCUGACUACCACAGGUGCCAUAACUGGAGCCCAGGUUUUCCUGAUGACCCCGCAUUCACGUGGUUCGAUUCGGCUACGAUCUAACAACACGCUCGACACCCCCUUGAUUGAUCUGGGGCUGCUAUCGCAUCCAUUCGACAUUCUCGCCUACAAGGAGGGGUACCGCAUCAUCAAGAAAUUCUACAACCUGCCCGCAUGGAAGGAUCACAUCACUGGUCCCUUUGAGAUAGACCCAGACAUACUGUCUGAUGAAGAGUUUGAGCAACGCAUCCGGAAUGGGCUGCAAUCAGCCCUGCACCCCGUUGGAACAGCUGCGAUGUCAUCCAAGCGGUCUAAGAAGGGAGUCGUUGACCCGGAGUUGCGCGUCAAGGGCGUCAAAGGCCUGCGCGUUGUCGAUGCGUCGGUGAUCCCCUACGUCCCAACUGCUCAUACACAGGCGCCUGUCUACAUUCUGGCAGAACGUGCAGUCGAUAUCAUUCGUUCAGUUUGGCUGUAA